Messenger RNA from Antechinus flavipes (yellow-footed antechinus), 451 nucleotides. RefSeq names its product histone H2A type 1-F-like. NCBI's taxonomy places the organism in Eukaryota, Metazoa, Chordata, Mammalia, Dasyuromorphia, Dasyuridae. The coding region runs from base 49 to 438 and encodes 129 amino acids. Gene Ontology annotation, cellular component: nucleosome. The record is from RefSeq and is a predicted model, not a curated record. The transcript has a single exon. Gene Ontology annotation, molecular function: protein heterodimerization activity; structural constituent of chromatin; DNA binding.
CUGAAGCUUACGUCUUUUUUAAUCUGCGUCUCUAAUUUUCCUUUCGUCAUGUCUGGCCGAGGGAAACAAGGAGGUAAAGCUCGUGCUAAAGCUAAGACGCGGUCUUCUCGGGCUGGACUCCAGUUCCCCGUGGGCCGUGUCCACCGCCUGCUUCGCAAGGGUAAUUAUGCCGAAAGGGUUGGCGCCGGAGCGCCAGUCUACUUAGCAGCUGUGCUCGAGUACCUCACAGCAGAAAUCUUGGAGCUGGCUGGCAAUGCUGCUAGAGACAAUAAAAAAACGCGCAUCAUUCCCCGCCAUUUGCAGCUCGCCAUCCGCAACGACGAAGAACUCAACAAGCUUCUGGGCAGAGUGACUAUUGCCCAAGGCGGCGUUCUGCCUAACAUACAGGCUGUCCUACUGCCUAAGAAAACUGAAAGCCACAAACCCAAGGGCAAAUGAUUGUGCUCUAGCA